AUGUCGCGGCUGGAUCUAGGGAGAAAGAGGAAAAGUUGUCACAGCUGCCGGUGGCUCCUGCCCCCGAGAAAACCUCCUUCCCCACGUCCCUGCCCUCGGGACACAAGCCGCGGGUCCGGGAAUUUGCGCGACCCCCGGGAGGGCACGAGAGCGGCGAGCGGCACCGUGUCUCCGCCCGGCGCCGAGACCCCCACCCGGCCGCCGGGGCCAGACGAGGCCCGCGUCCACGUGACCCCGUGGCGGCCGGGCCGCGGGCUGGAGCAGAGGACACGAGUGACCUCCGCCCGCGUCCCACCCGGGCAAGCCGAGGCCAGGGGUCCCCAGAACGCGCCCUUCCUGAGCCCGGAACCCCCGCCGCCUCCCCUGCCCCUCGGGACCCCCGGAACACCCGACGACCCCCACCUGGAAAGAGAAGGAAGAUGGCAGCAGGGUCACGUGGCGGUCCCCUCGGGGCUGGGCGCAGAGGCGGAGCCACGUGGGUGCGGGAGUCGCGGAGCGCCGGGUUCCUCCCCGGCUGCUUGCCUUUCCCCUCCCCGGUCCCCUGCAUACCCAGCCCGCCCCCACUCCCGGGACCCUGCGCCCUCCUCCCGGGACUCCCCCAGCCCUGUGGGCCACCGGGCGGCUAAGGCUGUGUCUGCGUGGACACAACUACUUUCCACGCACACGAAGGUGAGCUGCGCGCCGCCCUGGCACCGCACGCGCACCCCUGACCCGGCUGCAAGCUGUGGCCCCUGCCCACGUGAGCUCGGGCCUGCCUCUGAGCAUGCGUCCGUGGACACCUUUCCGAUCCGGGAGGUAUUCUGGGCACUGUCGCCUCUCAUCGCCACACCGCCCUGGAGUCCAGGCUGCCGUUUGGAGGAGGCCAUGAGGGGCAGGAGAGAAGCAGGGCCGGGACCGCGAGGUGUGCUCCAGAGCAGCGGGCCUUUCGGGGCUAACCUGCAUGAGGGAUGCCAUCGGCUGCGCUUUACUGGCAGUUUCAUUGGGCUCUGCUGCAGAAACCCCAGAACCACAAAGAAAUGCGCUCUGUCCAACAUGAUGUACUUCCAGUUUCCUCUAAGCAAGGACUCAUCUCCAACAUUCACAACAUUCAACAUGUAACUCCCCAUGAUUAUCC
This is a messenger RNA of Lagenorhynchus albirostris (white-beaked dolphin), 1114 nucleotides long. Its product is annotated as collagen alpha-1(I) chain-like. The record is from RefSeq and is a predicted model, not a curated record. The coding region runs from base 1 to 1098 and encodes 365 amino acids. The transcript has 5 exons. NCBI's taxonomy places the organism in Eukaryota, Metazoa, Chordata, Mammalia, Artiodactyla, Delphinidae.